This is a messenger RNA of Lutzomyia longipalpis, 5462 nucleotides long. RefSeq names its product cyclin-dependent kinase 12 (gene Cdk12). Lineage: Eukaryota; Metazoa; Arthropoda; Insecta; Diptera; Psychodidae. Gene Ontology annotation, biological process: protein phosphorylation; positive regulation of transcription elongation by RNA polymerase II; transcription elongation by RNA polymerase II. Gene Ontology annotation, cellular component: nucleus; cyclin/CDK positive transcription elongation factor complex. The record is from RefSeq and is a predicted model, not a curated record. The transcript has 7 exons. Bases 444 to 3719 code for a protein of 1091 amino acids. Gene Ontology annotation, molecular function: cyclin binding; cyclin-dependent protein serine/threonine kinase activity; RNA polymerase II CTD heptapeptide repeat kinase activity.
AAAUGGUGGUGAUUUUCGCAAGCUUCUGUCCAUUUUUUUCUGAGACCUCGCGAUGCAAUCAAAAAUGAUUAAAUGGGAAAUUGCGUAAAGAAAAAUCACCCUAAAAUAAAUGUCUAAAGCCCCCCUGGAUGGGAAAUUCAAUUAAAACGUGACGAAUGAACUGAAAAAUUGAGAAAUAGUUUGAGAAAAGCUCAAAAGGAAUCAAAACAAGUUUGAACUUAAAACUCCAUGGAAAAAUUUUUUGACCUAAAAGACCGAGUUUAGUGUGUGAAAAAUGUAAAUUUUCACGAUAUUUUCAUUAAAGUGUACGUGAAUGUGCUACGGAAAAUGGAAACUCAUGGUGUUCCUGAAAUCUGGUAGAUAGUACCCGAGUUCCGUAGCAUCUAUAGUGCUUAUCACCGCCAAAAUAUCCUUGGAAACUCUCACCGGAAGAAUUGGUGGAGAUGGAUAGAGAACGCGAGGGAAGGCAUCACCGGAAAAAGUCAAAGAAGAGCGGGAAGAAAUCAAAGAAGCGUCGGCGUGAUGAGACGCCGGAAGAUAAGAAUGGGAACAGCCCAAAUGCGUCGCAGGCGAAUGUUUCGCGCAUCGUUGAGUAUUCAGAUGUGAGUUCUGAGGAUUUCUCCGCCCCAGAAGCGGGUGAAAUUCAAUCAGAUGAAUCCGAUGGGGGUGGUGGGGGUGGCUAUGGGUUCUCACAGUCCCACCCUGUGGGAUCCAAGCGUCCGGAACACGAAGUUCGCAGCACCUUUGUGUCCUCAUCCCCGUACAAGCUGGGAGUGGUGAUAAAACCCGCCCUGAGUCACCUGCCGGAGACAACACGACGCGUCAUUAUUGGAUCCCCAAUUGGGUCAUCGUCCACAUCAUCACUGUCGCGUCCAUCAAAGCGCUCACCCGACAGCUAUGGGCAUACAAGCAAAAUUCAGCAGGUUGUCUCCUCACCCACACUUGCGGCGGAAUUUGAGGAUGAAGAACGUCCGCGGAAGCGCUCGAAGAAGGAGAAGAAGCACAAGAAGAAUAAGAAGGCGAAGAAGAGGAAAAAGCGCAUUCGGCAUAAAUCUAUGAGUAGCGUUGAGAGUAUCUCGGAGAAUGAUUCAGUGUUGGAUGUGGAUAGUCUCACGCCACCGCUGAAGCAGGAUGGCGAGGAGGAGGAAGAGCAGCACGUGCGGCAGCCGCAUACGCCACCACUUGUACGCGAAGCGAGCCCCAUUUCCCCCACGACGCCCCCAUUGCGCCCUGAAUCACCCCAAAGUGGCGGCGGCUACUCUGAACGGCAUCCCGAGAGUCUCCGGAAGCGCAAUGAUGCCCCCAUUGCGUCCCCCCAUACGCCACCACUACAGGCGCGAAAGUACCACAGCCCCGAGGGUGAGGUACUCCCAUCGAAUCAUCUGCACCACCACACGCACCGGAAGUCAAACAGCCAUGAGGAUAUUCGAUCUCCAAAUGAUCACCAUCAUCACGGGCAUUCAAUGUAUUCAUCACCAUCGUCAAAGAGAUCCCGUCUCUCCGUGGCAGGGCACCGGGAGAGAUCUCACGAUCGUAGUGAUGCGCGCAACAGGACGAGAUCAUCUUCAUCGGCCCGGAAGGAGAGAGAUUGGGGGGACAGAAGGAGAGAUUCACGUAGACGAACCCCCCGACGUUCCCCCAGGCGAUCGCCCCGUCGUACCCCACGACGAUCCCCACGUAGAUCCCCUCUAGGUGGGGGUGGUAGCCUAUCCCCAUCGCAUCGCCACAGAUCCACGUCGAGGAUACGAAAACGCCCCUACAGCCCCCCGGGAUCACCCCCAAUGAGGUCACGGCACUCAAAGAGUCGCAGUCCACGCACUUUCCGUGCUGCAUCACCACGAAGGGCCCCCCGGACUCCGCCACGGGAGAGUCGCUCAAAGACACCACCAGUGUCAGUGAGGAAGAUUGACAUAAAGGACAAGAUAAGCGAUACGAGCCUCUUUGCGGAACUCGUCAAGGACAAGCAUAAGCGCGAGAAGGAACUCCAGAAGAUUCUGGGGAAGAAAGAUGAUGAUGGCGCAGGAACAAGUGGGGAUUCUCAGGCAGCAGAAAUCACGUCAAAUGGGGUCAGAGACAACAAUCAACACGUGAAUAUGGAUAUUGUGGACAUUCCAAUUCCAAAUGUAUCAUCUACAAAUGCAUCAAUGAUGACUGAUUCGGUGGAUCAUCAUCAUGCCACGAGAACUGAUGCGCUUCCAAUUGAUGGGCACAAGCAGCAGCAGCAGCAUCCUGUGGCCGAUGGGGGUGUAGCAAUGCGGGGUUCUGUGAAUAAUAAGUCACAGCUUCAUGCGGCGAAUAGUGAAGCAAAAGGGAAACAAAUGUAUACGCCGAAUUUUGCCAAAUCCAAGAGUCUCACAAAGUUGCCAAUGCCCCCGGGGAUGAACAUGUCCGAGUUGAUUGAUACAAAGACACCGAGUCCACCGAGAAAUAUUACACCACCGCCACUUCCGCCAUUCCCGCCCAAAGGAUCGUCGACAAAGGCGACAAAACCCGCAGGAGGUGGGGGCAAGAAGGGUGGUGUGUUGACACUACCAAUGCCCCCAAUUGUUGGUGGUGUGGAUGAUCUCAGUGGUGAUGAUGAUCAGACACCACCGCGCAAUCGGCAGGGACGUUUAGACGGUGACAGGAAGGGUUUGGCACGUCGGAAGCGCCCCAAAAUACUCAAUCGUCGUGCAUCACGUACAAAUCUCACAAAUCGCGACUGGGGCGAAAGGAGUGUUGAUGUCUUUGAAGUUAUUGCACAAAUUGGUGAAGGGACUUAUGGGCAGGUGUACAAGGCACGUGAUAAUCAUACAAAUGAGAUGGUUGCCUUGAAGAAAGUGCGCUUGGAGAAUGAAAAGGAGGGUUUCCCCAUAACGGCGGUGCGUGAAAUAAAAAUUCUUCGACAGCUAAAUCACAAGAAUAUUGUAAAUUUGCGCGAAGUUGUGACAGAUAAGCAGGAUGCCUUAGAAUUUAGGAAGGAUAAGGGAUCAUUUUAUUUAGUAUUUGAAUAUAUGGAUCACGAUUUGAUGGGGCUCCUCGAAUCGGGAAUGGUUGAAUUCACCGAAGAGAAUAAUGCGAGUAUUAUGCGACAAUUGCUUGAUGGUUUGAACUAUUGUCACAAGAAGAAUUUCCUUCAUCGUGACAUUAAAUGUUCCAAUAUUCUCAUGAAUAAUAAGGGUGAAGUAAAAUUGGCCGAUUUUGGCUUGGCACGACUUUACAAUGCGGAAGAUCGACAACGUCCGUACACGAAUAAGGUGAUUACGUUGUGGUAUCGUCCACCGGAAUUACUUCUCGGUGAAGAGAGGUACGGCCCGUCGAUUGAUGUGUGGAGUUGUGGGUGUAUCCUUGGGGAAUUAUUCCUCAAGAAGCCGCUCUUUCAAGCAAAUGUCGAAGCAGUCCAAUUGGACCUCAUAUCACGCCUCUGUGGCACCCCAACACCAGCUGUUUGGCCAACAAUUAUCAAUCUACCCCUAUUUCAUACGCUCAAACCAAAGAAGCAACACCGAAGGCGUCUCCGUGAGGAAUUUAUCUUUAUGCCCGGUACAGCAUUGGAUUUACUCGAUCGAAUGCUCGAGCUGGAUCCGGAUAAGAGGAUAACAGCUGAGGAUGCACUCAAAUCAAAUUGGCUGAAGAAUUGCAAUCCCGAACAAAUGCCAAUACCACAGCUGCCCACCUGGCAGGAUUGUCAUGAGUUGUGGAGCAAAAAACGGAGGAAACAACUGAGGGAACAACAAUAAAGUCCUCACACGUCUCUCCCAUCACAAAAUUUUUCGUGAAUUCUACGAAAUUUCAAAAAACCAAUGCAAUGAAAGUGAUGGUGGUGCAAAAGAAAAGAAAAAGAAAAAUCUAUAAGAAAAGAAUUUUUCUAUGUUGUGAAGGGAAAAACAUUUUUAGUGGAAAGGACAAAAGAAUAAAAAAAAUUUACUAAUUUAUUUUCUUUCAAAAUGAAGCAAAGAAAAAAGACAAUUUCAUCGGGAAGGGGUACAAGAGGGGAAAAAAAAACUUUGCAUGAAUGGGUUAAGUUUGUGUGUUGGUGUGUUUGUGCAACAGUGCGCGAGUGAUAAUAGGCGAAAAGAAAUAGUGAAAAUAAAUAAUUAAAAAAAAAAAACAAGAAGAAAAUUAAGGAAAGAGAGGAGGAAGAACGUAGAAAAAGGGGUUAAAGAGAAGAACAACAACAAAUUCAGGAGGACGCGAGUGUAGUGAUAGUGUUAAGUAAAUGAAGGAAUAAAUAAAUAAUAAAAAAGGGAGAAUAGAGUAAAUGAGUAAAGAAAAAAAAUUAGUAUAUAAAACAUGUAAAUUCUGGGCCUUUUUGUUAUAUAUCCAAAUAUAUAUAAGUGAAAUGGACAAUGAGAGAACAAAUUAUAUAGAGGAAUACAUAAAAGUGUGUGAAAGAGAGAGAGAGAAAAAAAUAAAAGGUGUACAUUAAUUGGUAAAUAAUUCAGUUUUUUUUUAAAUAGGAAUAUUUUACAAUUUUCUGCAUUAAUGUUAAAUUUUUUUUUUAAUUAUAUCACACGAACAUAAUUUAGGAUACGUAGUUAUCUUCUCUAAAUAUCCUCAAAGAAAAUUAAAUUGGGGGAAAUUUCAGCUCUGUGAAUGUUUUUUUUUGGGCACAUUUUUUGUAUUGAUUUAUAAAUCAUUUUUCAAGCAACUUUCAGUGAAAAAGGUCAAUGAACCCUUGCAAGGGGAGAUGCCUUUCAUGAUGUGAAGAAACGUUUAGUACCUAUAGAUUUUUUCCUUCAGAAUAAUUUUUGAUUAAAUAGAAAAGGAAACUUUUGGCAAUAUAUUAGUUUGAGACACUUACAAGAAGUAUUUGAAAAAAAUAAAUAUAUUAUUUUAAAAUUACUUCAAAUUACAAAAAAAAAAUAAUAUUUGACGGUUUUUAUUUUAUUUUUAAAGAAAUUAUUCUGAAAAAAAAAGAACUAAAACAGUUUGAAAAUAUCUCAGAAAGAGGGGUCCUAUGCAGAAAAAAAUAAAUAAAUUUUCGCCAAUUUAAUAAUAAUAGCAUAACCCUUUGACGACUACAAAUUCUUACUUACUUAGGCAAACCGAAUGUGACGAUUUUGUAUUGUUCUUCCUAUUUUAGGUAUAAUUUGUCCUGAAAUUUCAAGAUUUCAAAGAUUUCUUGGUCGUUGAAUGCAAUUCAAUAUUUUGUUCUUUUUAGAAUCCCUAAUUCUCGAAAAGGGGUUAAGAAGACUACUAACCUUCCGGUCCUAUUUACUUACCGACUAAUAAAAAAAAAGAAAUUCCUUUAACAGUAAACAAUUAAAAUAUUGAAGUAGUAAAAAGUCGUUAAAGGGUCUCCCAUUUUUCAACACAAAAAUGCUAUUUUCUUUUUUUUUUUAAUUGCGUAUCAGUGAUAAAUUUUCUUUAAAGUGGUUUGGAAAAUUAUUAAAAACUAACUUUGGCAAAAGACAGAUUUAAGAGUCUGCGAAGACACAAAAAAACACUCAAAAUUAAAGCGAAGAGGGAUUUAAAAAAAA